Trichoderma gamsii is the source of this 2700-nucleotide messenger RNA. RefSeq lists its product as hypothetical. The coding region runs from base 1 to 2700 and encodes 899 amino acids. The transcript has 3 exons. Gene Ontology annotation, biological process: transmembrane transport. Gene Ontology annotation, molecular function: oligopeptide transmembrane transporter activity. The record is from RefSeq and is a predicted model, not a curated record. Lineage: Eukaryota; Fungi; Ascomycota; Sordariomycetes; Hypocreales; Hypocreaceae.
AUGGCUGAAGACGAAAAGGCCGUUCCCACGAAUGGCGUGGCUGAAAUGCCCUCGGCCAACUCGUCUCGCCCGUCCGUCGUCGAAGACAACAUCAAGGAUGUCAUUUCGUUUCGGCUUCUUGAAUUGCAUUGCAUCUCGGCGCUGACUCUCUGGGCCAUCUUUGCCCCUCCCAAUUCGCAGGAGCCCUUUUCCUAUGACGAAGACGAUCGCGAUUACUACCCCACGCAAAACACCACCGAGCACGACCUCAAUGUCACCGAAGAUGAUUUGCUCGAGGCACAGGAACUCGCCUCCCGGUAUACGCUCGAAGAGGUCCGCGAUAUCAUGGCCCGAGUCUUUCGCGUCCACGAGAACGACCACAACUUUCCCUCCGUCAUUAUACUCAAGAUCAAGGCCUUUCUCGAGAACGAAUCCGUAUUCUCCAACCCCGAGAAGCAUCAGCAUCUGAUUCAAGAGAUGAAGUUGGAAGCUGCUCUUGUCACAAGCAACAGUCCAUAUGCAGAGGUCCGCGCCGUCGUCAGCAACAAAGACGACAUCACUACGCCGUGCUCAACGAUCCGCAGCUGGGCCAUUGGUCUGGCUUUCAGCUGUCUCUUGGCCUUCAUUAACCAGCUGUUCGAUAUUCGCCAGCCCGCCAUCCGCGUUAUGGCCAAUGUCGCCCAGCUGCUGUCCUACCCAGUUGGCAAGGCCUGCGAGAAUUGGUUGCCAGAUGUCGGCUUCACCCUCUUCGGCACCUACCACUCUCUUAACCCAGGACCCUUUUCAAAAAAGGAACAUAUGCUCAUUACCAUCAUGGCAAACGUGGCGUACAACACUCCCUACACCAACAACAUCAUCUGGGUGCAGUAUCUGCCACAGUACUUCAACCAGCCUUAUGCGUCCCACGUCGCCUACCAACUGCUUAUUGCCCUGGCCACAAACUUUAUUGGCUACGGCAUGGCGGGCAUCUGUCGACGAUUCUUGGUCUACCCCUCGUACUGCGUGUGGCCGGCCUCUCUCGUCACCAUUGCCCUCAAUAAAGCCUUUCACAACGAAGCCAAUGCUCCUGUAGAGGGGCCUUUUGGUAAAAAGUGGAAGGUGUCUCGCAUCAAGUUCUUCUACAUCAUGUUCGGCGCCAUGUUCAUUUGGUUCUGGUUCCCCAACUACAUCUUCACAGCCCUGUCUAGGUUCAACUGGAUGUCAUGGAUUGCCCCCCACAACCGCGACCUCAAUGUCAUCACCGGCAUCAACCAUGGCCUCGGCGUCAACCCGUUCCCAACCUUUGACUGGAACGUUCUGCUUUGGGACUCGGCCGACCCCCUCAUGGUCCCUUUCUACAGCACGCUCAACCGCUUCUUUGGCGUCUUUAUAUCCUUCUGGGUUGUUCUUGCUUUCUGGUAUAGUAACGUUUACGACACCGGCUACCUCCCCAUCAACAGCAACCGCGUGUACGAUCACUUUGGUAAGCUCUACAACAUCAGCCGGGCCGUUGACGAUCGAGGACUGUUCCAUGCUGCCGAGUACAAGGAAUACUCGCCACCGUUUCUGAGCGCCGGCAACAUUGUCAUCUACAUGUUCUUUUUCGGUAUCUAUACAUCAACGUUGACAUACGCUGUGCUCUACCACCGCCACGAGAUUAUCAUGGGCUUCAAGUCUCUCUUCGCCAGCUUCCGCAAGAAGAACCCGAUCAAGGACGAGAGGGUCCUCGACGUUCACAACCGAUUGAUGAAGGCGUACCCCGAGGUUCCGGAAUGGUGGUAUCUGAUUUGUCUCCUGAUCGCCAUUGCUCUGGGCAUUGCUGGUAUCGCUGGCUGGGACACCAACACUUCUCCCGGAGUUGUCUUUUAUGGCCUGGCGCUCUGCAUCGUCUUUGUCAUUCCCGUGGGCAUCAUCAAGGCCAUGACGGGUAUCGAAGUUACGCUCAAUGUGCUUGCCGAAUUUAUUGGCGGUUCCUUCGUCGAUGGCAACGCGCUGGCCAUGAACUAUUUCAAGUCCUUUGGCUAUGUAACCUGCGCGCAUGCCGUUUGGUUCUGCAACGAUCUCAAGCUCGCCCACUACGUCAAGAUCCCGCCCCGUCAGACCUUCAUCGCCCAGAUCAUCGCCACUUUUAUCAGCACCAUCAUCUGCACUGGCGUCCUCAACUUUCAAAUGAAGAGCAUCACUGGCGUUUGCACUCCUGAUGCCCAGUUCAAGCUUACAUGCCCGGGCGUCAACACUUUUUUCACCGCAUCUGUUCUGUGGGGAACCGUCGGACCACAAAAGGUCUUUGGUCAGAAUGGCCAAUACACCGAGAUUCUCGUUGGAUUUCCUCUGGGUAUCGUCGUCGUCGUCUUCUUCUGGAUGCUCAAUAAAAAGUUUCCUCAGUGGUCUUGGACUCGACAAAUUCACCCUGUGGCCAUCAUGUACGGCGGCAUUGUAUGGGCGCCGUAUAACAUGUCGUAUGUCUGGCCGUCUGUCCCUAUUGCGUGGAUUUCCUGGGUCUAUCUCAAAACCCGCUUCGUGUCUUUUUGGUCCAAGUACAACUUUGUUCUUUCAGCAGCUUGGUCUUGCGGCAUUGCCAUCUCUGGCAUCAUCAUCUUCUUUGCCUUGCAAUACACCGAUACUAAAUUCAGCUGGUGGGGUAAUAUGGCAUCCGACAUGGGCUGCGAGGGCAGGGCGUGUACUUUGAAGCACCUUCAACCGGGAGAAUACUUUGGGCCGCGCAUUGGCACUUUUGACUAA